Messenger RNA from Tachyglossus aculeatus (Australian echidna), 1627 nucleotides. RefSeq names its product acrosin binding protein (gene ACRBP). Bases 30 to 1550 code for a protein of 506 amino acids. The transcript is spliced from 10 exons. Lineage: Eukaryota; Metazoa; Chordata; Mammalia; Monotremata; Tachyglossidae. The record is from RefSeq and is a predicted model, not a curated record. Gene Ontology annotation, cellular component: acrosomal vesicle; nucleus.
UUGGCGGCGGUGGGGUCGUCGGGGGGGCCAUGAGGGUCCCGGCCGUCCGCCUCUCCCUCUCCCUGUCCCUCCUGGCAGCGCUGCUCCUGUGCCCGGUGCCCUGCGGCCCGGGCCGCCUCGCCCUCCGCCGCCGCCGCCGCCCCGACGACCGAGGCCCCCUCAGCCGGGGCCCGGUCUGCUCAGAUUUCCCCUAUACCUACUGGUUCCCGUUCUUCUGCCGGCUUGCCCUUUCCCGCUGUUUCAGCCAUUUCUACUAUGCCAAGGGGGUCCUGUGCGCCCAGCGGCCUCUGUCAUCCCUGCCCCCCAGGCGCCAUCUCAGGAUCGUCCCCCGAGCCCUGGACCCCUCCCUGACCCCUCCCACCCCGCCGCAUGGCAUAGCUCAGGGCCUGCGGUACCCCAGCCCCUCCCUCUCUCCGAGCUGGGCAGAGGGACUGUCCAUCAGCAUAAAGGAACUGCUGCAGUCUUCCCUCUCCCUGGAGGGGCCGGACCUCUCCCGGGACAACGACAUCUCCCCGGCCCCUCUGGAGAAGGCCCCGUCCAGUCCUAAGGCUGGGGUUCAGGCCCUGCCCCUGCCCAGCCCCGAGGCCGGGGCGAAGGCCCCGUCCGGCCCCGGGACUGGGGCGCAGGCCUGGGCUGGGGGUCAGACCCUGCCCAGCUCCGGGGCCGGGGCUAAGUCCCUGGUCCGCCACGCCACCCCCGGCGUGAUAGACAGCGUCCGCCAGCUCAUCGGCUCAGAGCAGGACCUGGAACACCACCUCCACAACCACAGCCACGGCCCAAACCACACCCACGGCCUACACCACGGCCACGGCCACGGCCACGGUGGCGGUGGCGGGAGUGAAGUCGGCAGCGAAGGCAGCCAAGUGUCCGGGAGCCUCCAGUCCCUGCCCCACGAUGCUGCCCUGCUGGUGCUCUGCUUCGCCCUGCUGAGAGACAGCUGCACCCGCUCCCCGGCAGCCUGGGCCUGGCAACGCAUUGAGAACGAGACCCUCGGUUACGGGGAUACGGUGUGCGACAGUCACGGGAGACGACACCUGUCCUCCUGCCCGCUCUGCGCCUUCUGCUCCCUGAAGCUGGAGCAGUGCCAGGAAGCGUCCACCCUGAAGCGGGAGCCGUGCGGCCCCUCCCACCAAACCCCCUUCUCCAGCCCCUUCCUCACCGCCCAGAACCAGAACAGCAAGAUGGGGCCAGUGUCCGAGGGCCUCUACUACGGCCUGGAGGUGUUCGGGGGGCUGCGGAUGGCCUUCUGGUGUGGUCGGCUGGCCGUGCAGGGCUGCGAGGAAACCAGGGUCGCGGGCUGGCUGCAGGCCGAGUUCCUCUCCUUCCAGAGAGGAGACUUUCCCACCAAGAUCUGCGAUUCCAACAAGGUGCAGUAUCCCAACUACUGCGCCUUUAAGAGCCGCCAGUGUCUCCUCUACAGCCGGGACAGUCAGAAGGUCUUCCGGCAGAGCUGCCGGCGGAACGAGUCCUACUCGCAGUUGAGCGAGGCCAGCGCGGAGGAGGCGGUGCUGAGCUGGAGCCGGGAGUUUGGACGCUUAACGCAGGGCUAGGGGGGCGGGAGGCCGGGCGAGCGGCCCUGGGGCUGACCCCUUCCCCCAGGGCCGGCGGAUAAAGCAAUUCUAACCGA